Molecule: messenger RNA, 3632 nt
Organism: Larimichthys crocea (large yellow croaker)
Lineage: Eukaryota; Metazoa; Chordata; Actinopteri; Sciaenidae
Product: muscarinic acetylcholine receptor M4
Exons: 7
Coding region: 520-2133 (537 amino acids)
Biological process (GO): G protein-coupled receptor signaling pathway, coupled to cyclic nucleotide second messenger; adenylate cyclase-inhibiting G protein-coupled acetylcholine receptor signaling pathway; chemical synaptic transmission
Cellular component (GO): synapse; plasma membrane; dendrite
Molecular function (GO): G protein-coupled serotonin receptor activity; G protein-coupled acetylcholine receptor activity
Source: RefSeq, a predicted model, not a curated record
AAAUUUAGAUUUAGAUUAAAUAAAUGUUAAAUUGCUAAAACGGACAUUAUGAUUACCGACAUAAGGAUUGGCUGAGGAUAAUGACAUCACACCCCCCAUAACUCUCUCUCUCUCUCUCGCUCUCUCUCUCUCUCUCUCUCUCUCUCGCUCUCAAUGAACGCAACGCUUUCUGAUGCGGGAGAAACCACGCCAUAAAAGAUUUUUUCUUUUUUCUUUUUUUUUUUUUGCGGUAAAAUCGACGAGUAAUUAAGAAGUGAUUGCUUAUUGUUGAAUUCGUUUGUGUUUUUAUUAUAGAUCCCCAUGGCAAAGCUGGUUGAUAUCUACCCCCAUAAAGAGAAACCAUAAGCGGAGGAGAGGAGAGUAAACUCUGAUUCUCCGGUACACAGAGUCGGAGGAAGGACUACUGACGAAUUUGGUGCGACAGCUGCUGGAAAACUUGGGAAAGGAUAGAAGAAAGAAAAGGGAGGAAAAAAGGAGCGGGUUCUCAGGUUGGCAAUUGAUGGUGCUUCGCCAUGCAACAUGAGUAACGGCAGUGACGGAGUUGGGGUGCUUCAGCCCCCCUGGAACUUCAAUGGGUCAUCGGUCAACCAAUCAGCUGACCUGUUCGCCAACAUUUCAUGCAACAUGGCCACAAAUGAUUCAACAUCCUGCUCUCCUGUGGAUGAUGGAGAGGGGACAGGAAGUCCAUAUAAAGCUCUGGAAAUGUUUUUUAUUGCCUUGGUUACAGGAUCUCUGAGCUUUGUGACUGUCACAGGAAAUAUUUUAGUCAUGCUGUCCAUCAAAGUAAACCGCCACCUACAAACUGUCAAUAACUAUUUCUUAUUUUCAUUAGCAUGCGCUGACUUGAUCAUUGGUGUUUUCAGCAUGAAUUUGUACACAGUCUACAUAAUUGUUGGCUACUGGCCACUGGGGCCAGUAGUCUGUGACUUGUGGCUAGCUUUAGAUUAUGUUGUCUCAAAUGCCUCAGUGAUGAAUUUAUUGAUCAUUAGCUUUGAUCGCUAUUUCUGCGUGACUAAACCCCUAACAUAUCCAGCAAGAAGGACAACUAAGAUGGCAGGAUUAAUGAUCGCAGCAGCAUGGAUCAUGUCAUUCAUCUUGUGGGCUCCAGCUAUUUUGUUCUGGCAGUUCAUCGUUGGACAGCGAACAGUGCCACCUGGAGAGUGUUAUAUUCAGUUCCUUUCUAACCCUGCAGUCACAUUUGGGACAGCUAUAGCAGCAUUCUAUCUUCCUGUCAUUAUUAUGACAGUCCUUUACAUCCACAUCUCCUUGGCCUCCAGGAGCAGGGUUUCCAAACACAAACCAGAGAAGAAAGAGAAGAAGGGAAUAAAAACUCCCAGUUUGAUUAAGAGUCACCUGUUAAAGCAGAACAAUAACAAUGAAACUAGUCCUCAGGCCAGUCCCCACUCUGCACCCAAACUCAGUCUAGACUCAACUACCACAGCACUGGAAGCUGUAAAGAAUGGCAGAGUGGAAGCACCAAAACCAGUUCAGCCACAGCCUCUAACACAGCCCAGUCCAGGACUCACACAGGAAAAAGAGAGCUCCAACGAUUCGUCCACAGCUUUUAUUCCCCCCACAGAACCAAAGGGCAACACCAACAAGGAGGUGAUAUCUGAGGCUGCAACAAAUCCCAAGCCAGUUUCCACAGCAACAGCCAAUCCUGCUGAACCAAAGAUCAACUCAACUUCGAAGUGGUCCAAGAUAAAGAUUGUAACAAAGCAGACUGGGGACGAAUGCAUCACAGCUAUAGAGAUUGUCCCUCCUGUAGAGGGAGCCGAGAGACAUUCAAUCCCAAUCAGCCGUCCAAGGACUGUGGCAAGAAAAUUUGCAAGCAUUGCUAGAAGCCAAGUGAAGAGGAAAAGACAGAUGGCUGCCAGAGAGAAGAAAGUGACCAAGACUAUCUUUGCCAUCCUGCUGGCUUUCAUCAUCACAUGGACACCAUAUAACGUCAUGGUGUUGAUCUCAACCUUCUGCCAGUCCUGUGUUCCUGACACUGUCUGGGCAAUUGGCUACUGGCUGUGUUAUGUCAACUCUACAAUUAACCCAGCUUGUUAUGCACUUUGCAAUGCAACAUUCAAAAAGACAUUCAAGAACCUGCUGCUGUGCCAGUAUAAAAAUAUAGGUACAAGAUGAAAUGGGAGGAGAAGACUAAGGGUGGGAUGGAUAAGGAAGGGGUAAACUACUGAGGGGACAGAAUAAGGGAGAGAGAAAAUAUUGUAGAAAGGUGAGUGACAGAGGGCUGAAGGAUCUGGAGAAGAAAAAUGGAUAACAGAAUUUAGUAAGAGUUCCUUUUAAAGAACAGAGACACCUGUAGGAGUGUAGGCUUAUUCUGCAAACCAAUGCCAUCCCUAUUGGUACAUAUAAACCUAGAGGAAAAUAUGUAUAAACAAGGGAUUCCUUAACCUGCCCAGCUUCCCCUAAGAUGGAAGACAUUAACAGAGUGGAAACUUUGUUUCACAAAAAAGGGAGAAUGCAGCCAUAAUAUAACAUUGAAUUGAGAAAAGAGGUUAGUAGUAAAUGUAGGAGGAGAAAUAGGAGAAAAAAACAACAGAUGAAUGGGGGUAUGGAUUGAUGAAGUGAUACAUUAGGCUGUACUAAUCACAUCCAUGCAUGAUGCAUGAUAGACAGUAGACUCAAAAGAUGGAUGGAUGGAUUUUAGACCGAAGGGAUGGAUGCAUAGGAGUUGUCAAAGGCUUUACAAGUCAAUGGAUUGAAGCAUUUAGGGUGAUCAAAUUCAUUUUAUAUUAUAUUAUGGUGGUCACAAAUUUAAGAGAAAGGAGAAAAGUGCUUCUAUCUGUUGUCAAGCUAGAUCUGUCCAGGUAUAAUACACCAUUCUGACUGACGAAAAUGUAUUUUCUUAUCUUACUGGUUCUAGAUAAUGCUAAAAUUUACUACAGUACUUUAUUACUACCACUCCUAUCUCCUAAAUAGUGGGUUAGGAAAAUGAUUCUUAACUGGUUGGUACUAUCACAGAAUAUGCACAAACAAAACAAUCAUAAACAAACUACAUGUCAGAUUGUUUAUUUACUAUCCAAGGUCACAAAAAUAAUACUCUAAUACUAUUAGCAAGGUUUUCUUCUACUUAAUGAGCUGUGGCAAGAACAAAUUAUUUGAUUGGUAUAAGUACAGGCACGUGCCCAUCCACCUACUAGCUCAGUCUAGUUAUUCAACCAAUUUGCUCAGGACUACUCUUCAAGUUUUUGUAUGUCUCAAAUGAAAUACUUUUCAGUAGUGAAGUAAAGGUGCAUAUAUUAUAUUCCUCUGGCUUCUCUGCCUCAACUGUUGGUGAUUUACAACAUUUACUAAUGGACAUACAUACAUACCUGUACUCUUUGUUAAUGUUAACAAGCAGUUAGCUACUUUAGCCAUUAAUUCAUCUAUGCUAACUACUAACGGACUGGGAGUUUCAGUCAUUGGCGCUCCUGACCAUCAUAGUUCCUGUACUAAAGAAAAGUUAAAGACCAACACUGUCUCAGCUCUGAGCUCCCAGUCCAGAAUGAGUCAGCUAAUCGGAUAGCUAGAUGGCUAAAUGCUUAACCAGUAACAACAAGUAAAGCCACCUGUCCAUCAGGAGACUGAAGGUGAGCAGCUGGAGGACAUCAGAGAGAAGACCAGAACAUAUUUUCUCCAUA